Lingula anatina is the source of this 2084-nucleotide messenger RNA. RefSeq names its product dysbindin. NCBI's taxonomy places the organism in Eukaryota, Metazoa, Brachiopoda, Lingulata, Lingulida, Lingulidae. Gene Ontology annotation, cellular component: cytoplasm. The record is from RefSeq and is a predicted model, not a curated record. Gene Ontology annotation, biological process: negative regulation of protein kinase activity.
UCACUUGAGAAGUCACCUGACGAUGUACUGUUGAUGUGACUAAUUGCAAGCAAGGGAAGAAGGCAACGUUUAAACAUUAGAAAUGAGUGUAUUUAAGUCCAUAAAAGGGACUUUACAGAGCGUUCAAAAUGAUAUAAGUGCAGGGUUCAAAUCAUUGCGAGAGGGAGCUCAGAGUGGAGUGGCAACUGAAUUGAAGAAACUGUCUUUGCAGGAUAAUGUCAACUAUGAUGCUGGGGCAGAUAUUCUCAACAUGUACCAACAACAUUGGUCAUCCAUCCACCUGGCAUCAGAGGAGAAUGCCAAAAAAGCACAGCAAUGUGAUGAAACAAUCACUAGUCUCUACCAGUUAUGUCAGAGACAGUCAGACCUCAUGAGCCAAUUGAAUUUGGAGCUGUCACACUUGCCAAAACUUGUUCAAGAUAUUGAACUUAUAAGCAGGAAAAUUGCAUCUCUAAGUUCACAGUUUGAGGAUGUGGAAAAAUUGUUGGUUUCCCUGGAACAAGUGUGUGAGCAGCAGGAGCUGGAGAGGAGUAAACUGAACCAUAGGUAUCAGCUGGCACUGUACAAGGAGAAGAAGAAGGCAGAUUUGGAGCAGAUGAAAGUUAAGCUGGCAGGGGAGCAUGUUGUAAGGGUGCGGGAUUAUGAACUAAGUUGUCAGUUAAGGAUGAAGGAAAGACAAGAAGCCUAUGAGCAAGCAUUUGAAGAGGAAAUGGAAUACUACAAGACUUAUGGACAGAUGCAAAGACAACCCAGCUCUGAUAGUGGUCAGCCAGUGGACCUUGCAGAAGUGUCCAUAGAAGAGGAUCCUAAUGCCCUCAAUGACUUCCUGGACUCCACUGAACUGGACCCAGCACAGCCAGCCACAGAGCUUGAUGAAGCCACAGAGGCCAGGGAAACUGAAGAUUGUUAUAUAUAUGAUGAUGAUGAAGUAACACCAGAUAAACAGUCUGAGGUGACAAAAACUGAGAGUGUGCCUCGCUCUGACACAGUAACCUCAAGUUGCAGUGUACCUGACAGAGAGACACAGGAGGGAUUUAUUGAUGAUGAACUGGAAGACCAUACUUUACAGCAAGAUCAGCCAAGCUAGCACUAGGCUUGGCAGAAAUGGUUUAAGUUCAAACUCAAUAGUAAACAUAUGGGCUUCCAUACUAACUGAAAGACAUCCUAAGUGGGAUAUGGUGAUUUUAGUUUAUUGGAUUGCUUGGUUAAUUUCACUUUGAUUUGAUGUUUUAUCCAGUUUAGCUGUGUUAAAAUACCAUCAAGUGAAUUAAAUGGCGCUUAAUUUACAUUCCACAUGAAUUCAAUGCACAUUCAGUAAUUUUGUAUUUUGUGAGUUUAUCAAGUGAGAAUAUUCUUUAAUUGAAUUGAAUUAGUUCUCAAAUAGAACCAACAUGUUGGGUUCAUUGGUUGAGGGAGCAUUGAAUUUUAGUUAGUUUUACAGAUCAGCAAAUAUAUUAGGUAAAUAUUGAUAGAGAGAAUUAAACUCUGGGUUUCCUUUAUGCCAGUGGCAUCAUUUUAAUGGAAACAGCCAUGAUAUAUUAAUAUCAUGAUAAAAUGAAAAAAAUAUGCAAAAUCUGGUUUUCAAAAGGACAUAGAUUGAAAAUCAUUCUUUAAUUAGCUACCAAGAAUCUUAGCAAAUAAACUUGCAUUUCACAUAGAAUUUGAAGAACCACUAGCCUCAUUUUUAUGUACAAACACUACCCAGACAGCAUUGGCAUGCAUAUGGUGUUAGCCAAACAUCAACAACCUAAUGUUAGCCCUGUCGAUGUUGAUCCAAUGUUACCUUGCUCUAACCUUUGUAAUAUAGUAGAAAAUCAUUAUAAGCUUAACCUACCAAGAAUCCUAGUAAACUUGUGUUUUACAUAGAAUAUAAAAAACCACUAGCCUCACAUUUGUGUGCAAACAAAUUACCCAGAUACAUGUAGCAAGACAGCAUUGGCAUGCAUGUGGCAUUAGCCCAACGUCAACAACCUAGUGUCAACAUUUUUCUUCAAACUCUUGUGAUUAUUUGUCCUAAAAUGUGGGUCAAAAAUGGGCAAGAAAUGAUUAUUCCUUACAUUUCCCCAUAUAUAUAUAUAUAUAUA